AACUGCAAGGAUCGUAUACGUUUAAUAAGUUUAUGUAACCACACAUGUUAUAUAGAAUAAUAAGCUAAGUAUCUCAAUUCGAAGGAUUAAGGAUUGAUUUUCAAAUAACUCAAAACGAGUGAAGGGCAUACUUGUAUAUUUACUUUUUAAGUAGCGUCCAAGUUAUAUUGUUAAUUGGGCUGAUUACAAUGCCCAGUCGAGUUAAUAAGAGAUGGGAAUCACAAAUACAAAUAGAGAGCACAAUAAGCGAAUAACCAACGAGCUGCCAGCUAGUAACAUCACAAAAUAGGAUUACGCAAAGUUGCAAACGCAUUAUGUUGAUGUUGAUUUAAGCUUCGGUGUUUGCCUUUAUCGCAUCUAUUUAUUUAUUUAUUUGUUCGCCGUGCUGCAACAUCUUCAGCUCCACAGCUCCAUGGCUUUAUAGACUCCAGCCAAUCAAACAAAUAUGGGACAAACUUGACCCGCUUUCGUCGCGGAAUUGGCAUCACAUCGCGUCGCAUGGCAUCGAAAAUGGGCAGGGAAGGGCUCCCCAGAUUGGCCUCUCGUUUAUUUGGCCAUUAAAAAUUACAUAAAGUGACAGCGUUGUGCCCCUUUCCCUUUUUCUAUUAGCCAUACAAUUGAUUAAAAUCAUCAGUAUGGCAUAGGCUUAAAUUAGCUAGCUAUAGCUUAUAUUCUUGUACUUAUUUGGUUUACCAUUUAAAUGGUUAUCUAACUUUAGUUAACCCAUUUAAACACGAAAGCCCAGCAGCAACAAUUAGACCAUGCCCCCUAAAUACUUGACCCAAAAUCAUCGCUAUGCUAUGUAUGCAACUAAUGCAUUUCCAUUUCGCAGACAAGAUUCUCGAACUUGGACUGGGAGUAGGCCAAUUAAGAGUUAGCCACGCGGCCGCACGAACAGGUGUCGUCGCUGCAACAGCAACAGCAACAGCAGCAGCAACAGCAGCAACAUCUAGUGACAGCAGCAACAUCCAAAGACAGCAGCAACAAGUGGCAUCAUUAUCAUUUGCGGUUUUGAUCAUCGGCGGGGCGGUUUGCCGUUGCCACUGGUAGAAAACGGGAAAUCGGAAACAUGUUCUCCUCCAGCGCCUCGGCCGCGUCCACAUCCUUCAAUCUCGGCCAGCUGCUGCCUUUGGCCAUCGCCAUCGGAGUGUUGCAUCUGCCGCAGUUUCUGUGUCAUGCUGCCUGGGCAACCAGAACGCCGGAAAAUUUCAUUAACGAUACAACCACCGCCACUAAGACCAUGCAAAUCGAGGCGAUGCAGGUGAACUGCAGCCGGGAGCUGCUCGAGAUGCAUCUGGAGUUGAGCCGUCCCUUUCGGGGAUUACUCUACGCAAAGGACUUUCCGCUGGAGUGCCGUGCACGUGGCAAGGACUCGACGCGUCUGCAUCUGCGCAUCCCAACAUCGGGAUGCGGAGUGAGGGCGGAGCCCCUGGAGGACGGCAGUCUGGAGUACACGGUGCGUGUGAUGCUGCAAAAGGAGCAGAAGCUGCGCCAGAGCACCGACAUCCUUAGCUCGGUGAGGUGCCAACUGCCGGCCAAUGCGAUGGGCAUGCCACUGCCGGUGUUGCGACAGGAAAAGGGUCACGAUAGAAAUGCCAGGAUGCGAGCUUUGGCAGCUGCUGCAGCUCCAGCGAUUGGCGCCACUUCACCCAUCAACCAGCAGCAGCGGGACACGCCACGCGUGAGGAUCUGGCUGGAGUUGGGCGGUCCCAAUGGCACCGGAUCCGUGGAGGUGGGCGUGGCCACCACGCUGACGGUGAGAGCCAUCGUGCCCGGAAACAUCGGAGUGCGGGUGGUGGACUGUGCGGCACUCGAUGGCCUGGGCGAAUCCACGCAGCAAUUACUCGAUGCCCGCGGCUGUCCCAUCGACGAGCAGGUAAUGCCCGCUCUGCACACCCAGCACCGACCGGCGGAGGAGGGAUGGUCCAAGCAGCACGAGGAAGACCUGGUCGAGCGGACGUUCGCGGCCACGUUUCCCGCCUUCAAGUUCCCGGACCGCGAGCGCCUACACGUCAGCUGUGGCGUGCAGCUUUGCAAGGGGAAGUGUCCGACUCUAAAUUGUCGCCUGAAGACGCCUUCGCCGGCACUGAGCGCCGAGCAGCACCUGGCACGCAUCGAGGUGUUCAAUUCGCUGGCCGUGACAGCUCCUCAAAUCGAGGUGGACCGCCUGCGCUACGACAGGCGCCACAACAUGAGCGGCGAGGAUUAUGCGCCGCAUGUGAGGGGCCAAGUGAUGCCCGGCGAGGGAACGCUCUGUCUGUCCAUCUCCAAGCUGGCCAUCUCGUUCUGCGUUCUGGGCCUGAUCUUCCUGGUGGCCGUGGUGGUGGCCAUCUUCUCGCUGAUACGCUCGCGUCGCCGGGAGCGUCGUCAUGGAGCUGGCUUGAGUCUGGGUCUGGGAGUGGGCCUGGGCAUCGCCGGGACGAGCACGUCGAACAGCAGCAGUCGAUUGCAUCGGGAUCGUGCCGAGAUCUGCACCUCGAUGUUCUCAUCCAGCAGCGAAUCGGCGCAAUCGCAGCCGCGUUUCGGGGCCAAGUUCCUCAUGCCCUACUAUCCGAAUACCCUGCCCUACGGCCGUGUCUACUAAUUGAUUACGCGGCGGAGUUAUUUAGUGGAGGCGCCUCCCAGAGACUGACGGAAUCGUCUAACGAGUGGUACACCAAAAUAAGGUCUAACUUUAGCAAUAUUAUGCGUAGUUCUGUAACUUUUCGGUUGGUCGAAAGGAUCUUGAAAGCGUUUUGCAAGCGGUUUGGGGCCAAAAUGCGUUUUGAUGUCCUUUCGCUGUAGCUGUAUGUAAUAUCUACAUAGAUCUAAGAAUAAAAACCUAACAUAGUUGCAUCCAAAUGAAACUCAAGCUCCCUUUAAGGUCAUUUUUUUUAUAUUUU
Molecule: messenger RNA, 2882 nt
Organism: Drosophila simulans
Lineage: Eukaryota; Metazoa; Arthropoda; Insecta; Diptera; Drosophilidae
Gene: cyr
Exons: 5
Coding region: 1070-2584 (504 amino acids)
Source: RefSeq, a predicted model, not a curated record